GGAGCUGCGUCGUCUCGUAGUUGGGAAUGCCAUUACUGGUAAAAAGAUGCUACCUGAGGGUCAAAUGCGUCAUUUCAAAGAUCCUUUGAAACGUAAAUUGUUAUUUAUGAGAAGGGAAACGCGCAAACAUAAAAGAAUUGAAUGAAAAAAAGUUUCAAAAUUUCCCUACAACACGCUGUGUUGCCGUCUUGCUGAUCUCUCUCUCCCCUCCUUUUUCUCUCUCUCUUCGCUGUCUCUCUCUCUCUCUCUCUCCGUCGCUGGCUCUUUCUCUAUCCUCGAGGCUCUUAGACCUGGUUUCCCAUCCGAAACCAGGUCGAUAGCUGGAAGAGUUCCUCUCCAGAUCUUAGUCGCUCUACGUUUAUCGUGUUCUCAGAUUUCAAGAACGUCUGAUCGCCCGCUCUAUCUCUUUCUCUCAGUCACAGAGUCUCCCAAAGCUACUUUCACCAUGAACGAUCUUCUAACGGACUCGUUUGAGAUCCCCCAGGGUCAAGCUUCUAGAGGUGGAGAUAUUGAAUUAGGAGCACAAGCUUCGAUGAAUUCAGGAGAACUGGGCUUGGAAAAUUUCUUUAAACAGGUUCAAGAGAUUGAUAAACAAUAUGAUAAGCUGGAUAAGCUACUCAAAAAGCUCCAGGAUGCACAUGAGGAGUCCAAAGCUGUGACUAAGCCUGCUGCCUUGAAAGCAAUCAAGAAACGAAUGGAGAAAGAUGUUGAUGAAGUUGGAAGAAUUGCCCGUUUUUUAAAAUCAAAAGUUGAAGAACUUGAUAAAGAUAAUUUGGCCAGUAGGCAGAAGCCUGGAUGUGGGAAAGGAACAGGCGUAGAUAGAUCAAGAACAGCAACUACUGGUGCCUUGAAAAAGAAGCUAAAAGAUAAGAUGACUGAAUUUCAGACCCUAAGGGAAACCAUCCAUCAAGAGUAUCGGGAAGUUGUUGAGAGGCGUGUUUUUACAGUGACGGGCACGAGAGCUGAUGAAGAGACAAUUGAUCGAUUGAUUGAGACUGGAGACAGUGAACAAAUUUUCCAGAAAGCAAUCCAAGAGCAAGGGCGAGGCCAGAUAAUGGACACGCUGGCAGAGAUUCAAGAGCGCCAUGAUGCAGUUAGAGAAGUAGAGAGAAAGCUUCUUGAGUUGCAACAGAUAUUCCUAGAUAUGGCUGUGUUGGUGGAUGCUCAAGGAGACAUGCUUGACAAUAUAGAAUCACACGUCUCAAGUGCUGUAGACCACGUGCAGUCAGGAAAUACUGCCCUCCAAAAGGCGAAGAGGCUGCAGAAGAACAGCAGGAAAUGGAUGUGCAUUGCCAUCAUUAUCCUCCUCAUCAUUGUCGUUAUCAUUGUUUUGGCCGUGGUCAAGCCAUGGAACAGCAGCAAGGGUGCUUAGCUGCUUGGCUCCUUGUAAUAUAAAGAUAUACUUGAAAAGAGUUGUGAAAUUGAUACCUCUGGAAUCCCUCCCGGCAUUUUUUUAUUCAUGGUUGAGAUGUUUUCUGUACCUAAGUUCUGGCUUCAUUAUCAUAAUCUAUAAUAGAUUACAUAUUUGAGUGUGUACCAUUGGUAAUUGGAACAAAUACGAAAUAUUCUAUAUUUUUGGGAGAUCUGUAGAAGGAUAUUUGUCCUGGACUUGUCAUUUAUAGCACUAUUCUACUUUGUUCUGUUUGAUA
Messenger RNA from Malania oleifera, 1649 nucleotides. RefSeq names its product syntaxin-132-like. The coding region runs from base 446 to 1372 and encodes 308 amino acids. The transcript has 13 exons. Gene Ontology annotation, cellular component: SNARE complex; endomembrane system; plasma membrane. Gene Ontology annotation, molecular function: SNAP receptor activity; SNARE binding. Lineage: Eukaryota; Viridiplantae; Streptophyta; Magnoliopsida; Santalales; Ximeniaceae. The record is from RefSeq and is a predicted model, not a curated record. Gene Ontology annotation, biological process: exocytosis; vesicle fusion; intracellular protein transport.